AUGCGCACGACGCGCAAGGUGUCGGUAUGGCCCGUGGGGCUGGUGGGAGGACGCCGCUACGAGCGCCCAGUGGUGGAGAACGGCAGAGUGGUCGGCUGGUACACGGGCUGGAGAGCAGACAGGCCCUUUGCCAUCGACAUGGCAGGAUUUGCCGUGAGUCUCCAAGUGAUCCUGUCCCAUCCAAAAGCCGUGUUCAAGCGCCGCGGUUCUCAGCCAGGAAUGCAGGAAUCGGAUUUUCUGAAGCAGAUCACAACAGUGGAGGAGCUGGAGCCGAAAGCGAACAACUGCACAAAGGUUCUUGUAUGGCACACGCGGACAGAAAAAGUGAAUCUGGCCAACGAGCCAAAAUACCACCUGGACACGGUCAACAUUGAGGUGUGA
This is a messenger RNA of Mesitornis unicolor (brown roatelo), 381 nucleotides long. RefSeq names its product beta-1,3-glucuronyltransferase 2 (gene B3GAT2). The record is from RefSeq and is a predicted model, not a curated record. The annotation marks the transcript as partial. Gene Ontology annotation, molecular function: galactosylgalactosylxylosylprotein 3-beta-glucuronosyltransferase activity. Lineage: Eukaryota; Metazoa; Chordata; Aves; Mesitornithiformes; Mesitornithidae. Gene Ontology annotation, cellular component: Golgi membrane. The transcript has 3 exons. Gene Ontology annotation, biological process: chondroitin sulfate proteoglycan biosynthetic process; carbohydrate metabolic process.